AUGUCGACGCCAGACUACAACGUCGACGACCCUCCGACAUUGCUCGAAGCUGGCGUGCUGCAGGGUCGCGCAAUCGGCAUCGACUUGGCCACCAUCCGUCCUUUCGAAGGCAGACCUAUCUUCCUGGCGGAUCUCGCACGCUGCGGCUCCUCCAACGACAGAUCACACGUGGCAAGAUGGCUGCGUGGAGGGGUUCACUCGGUCGUCGCGAUCAAGGCGAUCGAGGAGGACCGCUCGCGCAUCCCACGAGAUGGGCGAAGGGAGGCGAGACUGCUGGCCAAGCUGAAUCACCCAAAUAUACUCUCCUUGCACAACGCCUACGCUACCCCAGCAUCUGACCUCUCAAUCCCGCGCAUCACCCUCUUCACGCCUUACUAUCCCCAUACUUUCCGCGAACUCCUCGCUUCCCCUAGAUUCACUCCCCACGUGCUGGAUGCACCCGACUUCCAGACUCUAGCGGAGUCCCUCGCUUUUCAGCUUCUUUCCGCCGUUUCCUACCUGCACGGCCAUGGGAUCGCUCACCGCGACAUCAACCCGAACAACCUGGUGCUGAGCGAAGGUGGCCGUUUAGUCCUCAUCGACUUUGGCAUCGCUAUCGAAGCCGAGGACGAGGAGCCGGGCAGCAUGUUCUUCGAGGUCGGAACAGGGUCAUACCGAGCACCAGAACUCGUGUUCGCCUCUCGCGACUACGACGCUCCCGCCAUCGACCUCUGGGCAACAGCGGUUACGCUGGCAGAGUGCUUCACCCCGCUCGACUACCCGACCCCUCAGUCACCCGGAUCCGAAGACUCAUUUCAGCGCUACUACCGCCAGCAUGCGACGCCACCACCACCUCCCGAGCUCCAGCGGAAGACGCUCUUUGACGGCGGAGCGAGCGACUUCCUCCUUGCGGCGAGCAUCUUCAAGAUCUGCGGCACGCCUACCUCCGAGACUUGGCCGGAAGCGGCCAAGAUACCCAACUUCGCCCGGUUCACGUUCGCCUCCUUCCCUCCGACCGAUCUUCUCUCGCAUCUCCCGCAUCUCCAUCCAGCAUCGCCUCUGGCCACAAUACUUCCUCGUAUGCUGCAGGUCUCGGCAGGCCAACGCCUGUCGGCAGAGGACGCGGUCGCACUGCUUUCGAAGCAGGCCCUCACAGUGCCAGAUGACCUCGACAACGACGAACGCCAAUUCUGCGGUCUAGCUGGAGGAAGCGAAAAUGACUUGCGAACACUCCUGCAACGAGUGCUGUAG
Messenger RNA from Rhodotorula toruloides NP11, 1230 nucleotides. RefSeq names its product cyclin-dependent protein kinase. Gene Ontology annotation, cellular component: nucleus. Gene Ontology annotation, molecular function: ATP binding; cyclin-dependent protein serine/threonine kinase activity. Gene Ontology annotation, biological process: protein phosphorylation. The coding region runs from base 1 to 1230 and encodes 409 amino acids. The transcript has 4 exons. NCBI's taxonomy places the organism in Eukaryota, Fungi, Basidiomycota, Microbotryomycetes, Sporidiobolales, Sporidiobolaceae. The record is from RefSeq and is a predicted model, not a curated record.